This is a messenger RNA of Nymphalis io (European peacock), 996 nucleotides long. Its product is annotated as homeotic protein ocelliless-like. Gene Ontology annotation, molecular function: DNA-binding transcription factor activity, RNA polymerase II-specific; RNA polymerase II transcription regulatory region sequence-specific DNA binding. The record is from RefSeq and is a predicted model, not a curated record. The transcript has 3 exons. Bases 1 to 996 code for a protein of 331 amino acids. Lineage: Eukaryota; Metazoa; Arthropoda; Insecta; Lepidoptera; Nymphalidae. Gene Ontology annotation, biological process: regulation of transcription by RNA polymerase II.
AUGGAAUCCCUACAGGGCAAACAAGAUCUGACCCUGAAAAAUUAUGAUACAAAAACUCAAUCGCAAAUAAAUUACAAUAUAAACACGUCUAAUUAUCCAGAAAAUAAUCACAAUCUAUUUCAAAUGAUUAAAUGUCAUGAAGACAGCCUACUAAGACUACAUCACUUAACAGCUGGACGUCAAAUUAACAGCACGUACGACACCAGCUAUCAGAACGAUCUAUCUUGGUACCCAAAAGAUUUCCAAAGACAAUACAUAAAGCCAGUUGAUUACUUGGCGUAUGAAGAUAUGAGACGCAAAAUUGAUGAAUCUAAAGGUGUGAAAGAGAGAGAUGUUCGCAAAGAGUCUGAGGAGGAAAAGGAUGGAAAAAUCGAUGAAAGGAAAAAACCGAGAAGGAAUAGAACAACAUUUACAAGUCAACAACUGGCUGCUUUGGAAAAAGUUUUCGAAAAAACUCAUUAUCCAGAUGCAUUUGUUCGAGAAGAUUUAGCAACGAGAGUGAACUUAACCGAAGCAAGAGUACAGGUUUGGUUCCAGAACAGGCGAGCUAAAUUUAGACGAAAUGAGAGAUCAGCCCUGUCGUCUCACAGAACGCCAACCAAUCAGAGUUCUCCAGAACCUAUACCAGUACCUAUAGGUAUCCCACAGCCUGAUCCUCGCCAGGAAUUCAAUCGUAAUCCAAAAGAACCUUGGAUACAUCACUUUCAAGCUAAUAACCUUAACUUUAACCUCGGAAUUCCCAUAAGUAAUUCAGGGCUAUACCAAAAUGAUUACAGUUUUAUGAUGCAGAAUGUAGGUAACAGGCAAUAUUCGAACUCAAAUACACUAAUUGGACAAAAUAUGCCGAGUUACGGAAGUACAUCAGACAACAGUUAUGGGUCCUGUGCCUUAAUUGGUGGUUAUAAUGGCACACUUCAGCCCGCACACCAUAGUUCGUACAAUUUGAAUUUAAGACUUCGUCCCCAUGAUUUUAGUAUAAAUAAUAUAACACUGUAA